AUGAGCUCAACACCACCCAAUCGGCCUCCAGUGACACGACCCCCUCCUGGCCCAAGCGGUCCGCCUAUGAAAAUCCGCCGACUCAAGGUUGACCCGUUGGUUCGACCCAAGAAGAAGCGAAUUCCGUUAUCGCCAGGACCAGGACCAGGACAUCCCGGAGCAGGUCCAGUUGCGAACGGGAGAGUAGGAUCUCCACGACCGCGACCUCUGCAAACAGCGCCCAGAUCGCAACCUUCAGCUACACAACCCAAAUCUGCUAUUCCCAGCGCAGACGACCUUACUGUAAACGGAUUCAGCGGACCGUUACUUUCUAAGACCUACGUCGAUUAUCCAUUGGUAACCACCAAGCGCGCCUGGCGAGAGGGAUUAAAACACCAUGUUGCGAAGUUUGCCUCAAAGAAGAAUAUAGACCCGAGAGAUGAGUCGCAGUUUACGCGACCAGUUCGGUUGCAGCGGCGCGAUCCUCGAGCUUCGAAUAUUGGACCGGCGUCUGAAAAAGAUGAUCAGCCUUCACGGAGACACGGUGAACUCAACGAGGCUGAGCGGGAGGAGUUGGAGGCGAAGAAAGCCGCUAGAGAGAAGCAACGGGCAGACAACCUGGCGCAGAUUGCCCCGUCGGCUGCGGUUACACAGAAAAAGACGAACGCGCUGAAGCAACGGACCCAGCAGGUGUUCAAGUCUGAGAUGAAUCCGGAGGAAAUUGUGAAAGCCAGGAUUAAGUACGAGGAGGCACUGCCUUGGCAUCUGGACGAUUUCGAUAAUAAAGGUACUUGGGUUGGGAAUUAUGAAGCGGCGAUGUCCGAAACGUAUGCGAUGUUCGUGCUUCAAAAUGAUGGAAAGAUGCGCAUGGUACCCCUCGACAAGUGGUACAAGUUCACAACCAAAACCCCUUUCAAGACCCUAAGUAUUGAAGAAGCGGAGAAGUUCAUGGCGAAGAAGAUUAAGGAUCCCCGAUGGUUCAUGGAGAAGGAACAGGAUAGAGCCCAGAAGAAAGCUCUGGAGGAGUAUGCGAAACAGAGUAGACUCUUCACCGGCAGGAAAGAAGGGCAUACAAGAGUUAGCGAGGGGUUUGAAAGAGAUGACUUGGAUUUCGAGGAAGACAGAUUCGCUGACGAUGAAGAACAUGUCGGCAUCUUUGACGAGGAUGAAGAUGCCAAGACGGCUGAGAAGAGAAUAAAAGAGGAUCAGCUCAAGGCGAACAUCUUUGAUCUGAAAGAUGAACGCAUGUACGAUGAAGAGGAAAAUCAGGAGAAGAAAGAAAAGGAGGCCCUUAGAAAUUUUGGAAAACAUGUUCGGAAAGCUCUGCAGCGGAGGGAGAAGAAUUUCGAUUAUAGCAGUGGCUCAGAUGCCAAUCCAUAUUCUGACGAGAGCUCGGAUGAUUCCGAAACAGAGCAACUAAAGGAAGAAAAGCCCGAAGAGGAACGCGGAAAGAAAGAAAAGGGCAAAGAAUCUGACAAGAACUCCGGUAUAUCAACAAAAGGGACGAAUACUCCUUCAGGUCGUCUAAAACAUACGGACCCGCUCGGCAAGAAGGCCGCAUCCCGCGCUGCCCGAAAACGACCCGGCUCCCCAAAUCUCUCCGAAGCCAGUGGCACAGAUACCGGUCGUAAAAAGCCCAAGAAUAAGCACGCCGAUGUCCAGGUCGAGUCGCGUACUAUGUCCCCAGGUCCCUCCGGCCAGCGCAAGCCAAACGUAGCAGCAGACCAGGCCAGCAAGAAACGUGGCCGAAACGGGGCCCCUGGAUCUGGCAGCGAUGGUGAACGAGGCGCAGGCUCUGGGGCCGAGAUGAGCGAUUCUGCUGCGGCAGGAAGCAAGAAACUCAAGCUGAACCCGCCAGGUGUGUUGUCGAAGAUGGGGACACCGCGGGGUUCGCGUCCAGGGAGUCCAAGAGUUAAUUCGCCAGUCCCUCCAACGCGCACCUCCUCCCCCGGUUUAACUACACCUGUAUCCACAAACCUCGCCUUCCCCACGGCGUUAGAAAUCCACUCCGCCAUCCCGGCCACCGGUAUUGCCAGCGCCGAGCUGCUGAAGAUUUUCCGCCCUCGCAUUGGGGAUUCGAAGGAGAAUCAUCGCAAGUUUAUUGCGAUUGUGAGAGAUGUGAGCAUUUAUGGGAAAGAGGAUAAGUUGUUGAGACCUGGCGUUUUGAAGGAGGGAACGGGGUGA
Histoplasma mississippiense is the source of this 2163-nucleotide messenger RNA. RefSeq lists its product with no specific name. The transcript is spliced from 3 exons. Gene Ontology annotation, biological process: positive regulation of transcription elongation by RNA polymerase II; transcription initiation at RNA polymerase II promoter. Lineage: Eukaryota; Fungi; Ascomycota; Eurotiomycetes; Onygenales; Ajellomycetaceae. The coding region runs from base 1 to 2163 and encodes 720 amino acids. The record is from RefSeq and is a predicted model, not a curated record. Gene Ontology annotation, molecular function: RNA polymerase II general transcription initiation factor activity; DNA binding; TFIIF-class transcription factor complex binding. Gene Ontology annotation, cellular component: nucleus; transcription factor TFIIF complex.